Molecule: messenger RNA, 2674 nt
Organism: Mercenaria mercenaria
Lineage: Eukaryota; Metazoa; Mollusca; Bivalvia; Venerida; Veneridae
Product: casein kinase II subunit beta
Exons: 7
Coding region: 121-786 (221 amino acids)
Cellular component (GO): cytoplasm; protein kinase CK2 complex
Molecular function (GO): protein kinase regulator activity
Source: RefSeq, a predicted model, not a curated record
AAAGUAAAUAAAACUAAUUUGUCGGUUUUCACGGAGCCACCUCCAAUAAGUUUCCGCUUCCGGCGUAAAGGGAAAAAUCAAUUUUUCUUGCUUUUCAACAUUAUAGAAUAACCUUUGAGGAUGAGUAGUUCAGAAGAAGUUUCAUGGAUAUCUUGGUUCUGUGGACUCAGGGGGAAUGAAUUCUUUUGUGAGGUGGAUGAAGACUAUAUACAGGAUAAAUUCAACUUGACAGGAUUAAAUGAGCAAGUACCACACUACAGACAAGCUCUAGACAUGAUUCUAGAUUUAGAACCAGAUGAUGAGCUGGAAGACAAUCCUAACCAAAGUGAUCUGAUAGAACAAGCUGCAGAGAUGUUGUACGGACUUAUACAUGCAAGAUACAUUAUGACAAAUAGAGGCAUUGCACAGAUGAUUGAAAAAUGGCAGCAAGGUGACUUUGGUUACUGUCCAAGAGUUUACUGUGAAAAUCAGCCAAUGCUUCCAAUAGGUUUAUCCGAUGUUCCUGGUGAAGCCAUGGUAAAGUUGUAUUGUCCCAAAUGUCAAGAUGUUUAUACACCCAAAUCUUCACGGCACCACCACACAGAUGGUGCUUACUUCGGUACAGGGUUCCCACACAUGCUAUUCAUGGUUCAUCCAGAAUAUAGACCUAAACGCCCAGCCAAUCAAUUUGUACCAAGGUUAUACGGAUUCAAGAUCCAUCCCUUGGCGUACCAGUUACAGUUCCAGGCAGCGGCCAACUUUAAGAUGCCCAUGAGGGGAAUAGGUCAUAACAAUAGUAAACGUUGAAUACAACUGUGAUAAUGGACAGUGUUAAGAAAUCGAUAUUCACAUUUUUGUACAAAUAUCUCAUAAUUGUGUAAAUUUUACUGAUAAAUAAAAAUGGUCCUUCUUCAAAGACAAAGGCUAGACGUAAACCCUCACAGUCAUUUAAAGUAAUUACAGAAGUAAAUAAAGUUAAUAAUAAUGAAAUAUGACUUUGAAAUUAACAUUAUUUAUCAACAUUAUUCUUAAUAGGGUAGCUACAGUUAUUUAAAUUACAUAGAUCUGUAACUUUUUGUUCUAAAAUUUGAAGUUUAUGAAAUUGAGGCAUCCUUCCAUUUUGCAACUGAUUAACACUUGACUCCUAAAUCAGACUGGUUCUACUUGACUCCUAAAUCAGACUGGUUCUACUUGACUCCUAAAUCAGACUGGUUCUCUUAAGAUUGAUACUACUUCCUGUCUUUACGUGAUAAAGUUGUACUGGAUAGCAUAUUUUUGAUUUAGGGACCUUUUUUUUCAAUUGUGUGAAUUUGGAGCUGUGUAUGCUUCACAUUUGUCUCUCUCAUAUGAACCCUUCACAUAAAUAUUUAAUCCAAAGCUAUUUUAUUACAUGUUCCAUUCAUUAGCAACAUGUUUUUGUAGUGUGAUUGAACAAAAUUCGGUCAGAAAAAAACUUGAACUGGCCAGCUUUUGUUGUAAAUACCAGUUGCUUACAAAUUCAUCAUUUCGACAGAUUAUAGAUUAGAACUGAUUUGACCUAAGAUUAGAAGUAAUGGCCACUAAGAAAUCCUGGUGCUCUAAUAGUGCUCCUUAUGUUGUGGGGAGAAUGGGAUGCUUGUUGGCUGAGAGAGGAUAGUAAUAUGCUAAACUAUUUUGGACAUGACACCAUUACUGACCAUAAAGUUUGUAAUCUUAACUUUUAAAUAUGCAUAUUGUUUUGUGAUAUGAAGAAUAUAUUCAGUUUUGUUAGUAUAUACUUUUUGUUGAAGAUAAUAACGUGGAAAACACAAACGUGAUUUCAAACGAAAGUGAUGUUUGUAGAUUUUCAAUAGAUGAAGCAAAAAUUAAAUGUAAAUAUUACAAAAUAUUUUCAGAUCAUCAUGUUAUAAAAUGUUGUAUGUUUCACUUCCUGUUUUAUAUGAAUCAUCUAGAUAAAAAAUGAUUCACGAAAAUUUGUUGGAGUUUGGUUGCAUUCACUUUUAACAUGCAUCUUAGAUACUUUGUAUUAUAUAGUCAUUAUUGGUCCUUCAUUUGAUAAGACAAGACCUGUCAGUAAGAAUAUUUUGGGUCCCAAACUUCUGCAAGAAUGCAGUGCUGUUUGAUUCUAUAAAUGAGCCGCACCAUGAGAAAACCAACAUAGUGCAUUUGCGACCAGCAUGGGUCCAGACCAGCCUGCACAUCCGCGCAGUCUGGUCAGGAUCCAUGCUGUUCGCUUUCAAAGUCUGUUGCAGUUAGAGAAAUCAUUAGUGGACAGCAUGGAUCCUGACCAGACUGCACGGAUGCGCAGGCUGGUCUGGAUCCAUGCUGGUCGCAAACCCACUACGUUGGUCUGGAUCUAUGCUGGUCGCAAAUGCACUCUGUUGGUUCUUUCAUGGUGUGGCUCAAAUACAUAGUUGAAUAAUGUAAAAUCAGAAGUAUUCACAAGAGAUUAAUUUUUACUAAUUUCGAGUUUUUGAUUUUUUUUUGCAAAAAUUCUUUGAAAAAAAUCUGAUUUGUUUGGGAAAAAUUUACCAACUAACACAUUGUUAGUAGCAUUUUUUUGAAAUUUUGUUAAAUUCUGGUAAGUCCAAAAAUAAUUUAUAUUAUAGUGUACUCGUAGAUUUUGAUUAAAGUGCUUUGCAACACAUGGACGUGUACAACAUACUCUGUAGUUUCUAGUGGUAAUGUCUUUGUACAAUAAACAUUUUCAUCUUUU